Molecule: messenger RNA, 495 nt
Organism: Papaver somniferum (opium poppy)
Lineage: Eukaryota; Viridiplantae; Streptophyta; Magnoliopsida; Ranunculales; Papaveraceae
Exons: 1
Coding region: 1-495 (164 amino acids)
Source: RefSeq, a predicted model, not a curated record
AUGGUGGAUGAUUGUGAAGAGAGAAUUGCUGCUGAAUCUUUAGCUCAAGGGAACAUUCUGCUGGAUGGACAACCUGUACCAAGGAAAGAAUCGUUUCGCUACCUAGGAUCGAUACUCCAAAGUAAUGGGGGCAUCGAGGAGGAUAUUCUCCAUCGAACCCAAUCUGGCUGGGGGAAAUGGCGUAUGGAUUCUGGCGUCCUUUGUGACCGCAAAGUGCCUCUAAAGCUUAAAGGUAAGUCUUACAAAUACGCGAUCAGGCAUGCCAUGCUAUACGGUGCGGAAUGUUGGGAAAUAAACAGCCGGGACACUUUGAGGCUAAAGAGUAUCGAGAUGCAGAUGCUGAGAUGGGCAUGCGGACAUACGAGGCAUGACCGUAUCAUGAAUGAGUACGUGCGUAAGAAACUUAUGGUAGCGCCAAUCAAGGAGGUGCUCGCACAUCAUCGGCUGCGCUGGUUUGGGCAUCUCCAGCGAAGACCACCUGAUGCCCCAGUUUGA